AUGGCUGAGGACCAUAUGGAAGUAGAUGCAUCUCCUGAGGUGGAACAACCGGCUCCUAAAAAAAAAUUUGAGGUUAAAAAAUGGACUGCGGUGGCAUUUUGGUCGUGGGAUAUAGCCGUUGAGAAUUGUGCCAUUUGCAGAAAUCAUAUCAUGGAACCUUGUAUUCAAUGUCAGCCCACAGCCAUGACGGACACGGAUAACGAAUGUGUGGCGGCUUGGGGCACGUGCAAUCAUGCGUUCCACCUUCACUGCAUAAAUAAAUGGUUACAGACGCGAAAUGCAUGUCCGCUUGAUAAUCAACCGUGGCAAUUUGCGAAAUAUGGAAGGUAG
Molecule: messenger RNA, 330 nt
Organism: Lachancea mirantina
Lineage: Eukaryota; Fungi; Ascomycota; Saccharomycetes; Saccharomycetales; Saccharomycetaceae
Source: the annotation of a GenBank genome assembly